Mizuhopecten yessoensis (Yesso scallop) is the source of this 3220-nucleotide messenger RNA. RefSeq lists its product as uncharacterized. The record is from RefSeq and is a predicted model, not a curated record. Bases 449 to 2431 code for a protein of 660 amino acids. The transcript is spliced from 7 exons. Lineage: Eukaryota; Metazoa; Mollusca; Bivalvia; Pectinida; Pectinidae.
AACUCAGUAAUUAUGCAGGCUGGCGACAGCUGGACUUGUGUGAGUGUGUGUGAGGUGGAGGGGCAUUUUCGUCAGUUAUAGAUUACUUAAUGGUUGAGGACUUCUAAUGGUAAAACGGAUUUUAGAGAUGCACAAUGUGACAUAUAAUCGUAUGAAACAAGUCUCACAAAAACACUAACAUGUAUCAGCUAUUAUCUAGAGUGUUAAGCAGUUAAUAGCAGCUGGAGGUUAUCUCCGGAAAUUGGCAAUAUUAGUGAAGUACAAGAUGGCGGCGUCCUAACGGAUUAAAUUUACUACAGAGACAGCUGUUACAUGUAUGGCGGGGCGUCAGAUGUUCGUAUAAAGGUCGUACGUCGUACAUGGCUUGCUGACAACAGAGGUGACCUUGGUUAGAGAUGAAGUGAAGCCUUGACCUUCUGGACGUGCCGUCAUUCUGAUUCUUGUGAAAAUGAAGGACAAAGCACACGUUGGUAUUGCUCAACAGAACACACAGGCUUUUGGUGCCAACAGGAAACGAACAUUUCUGUUUGUAACUAGACUGUGUGCGGCGUUAGUUUCCCACGAACUACUGUCUGCCAUGGUUCUCGGUGCGCCCUCUAACACUGGACCUGAGUUAUUGACUGACUACCGGUUCACCUACAACACCACUGAUACAUAUGUAGACAGGGUGUGCAGGCGUGCGCCCGUGCUACUAGACCCUAGCGCAGCGCUGCCAUGCCGAAUCGUUGAUAGGAAUUGUGUAGUGGACGAUCCCUGUGCAAGGCCUGACCCUGUGGAGAGACUGUUAAAUACCGCGCCCUGCCCGCCCGUCUCGAACCCCACCCUGAUAUGUUUGUUUGGUAUUCGGGCGAAGCUGGAAUGUCCAGAGAAGUUCGAGAUAUUACGGAAGUGCUUUCUUUCACCAAAUAAAACAAUAUAUGACCUGAAAAAUCAAACAGAAAGCUGUCAUUUAAAACGUGCGUGUGGUCAGUGGUUAAGGGCGUGCCCUAAUGAACUUUCCCGAUUGAGCGAUGUUUUUGUGAACUGUGCUGCCCCACAAAAUCCCGUAACAGAGAUUGUACCAACUCACAGUACGAACAACGUGCCCACUGUCGAUCGUUCCACCGACAUGCCAACACACAGUACGAACAACGUACCCAAUGUCGAUCGUUCCACCGACAUGCCCGGGCGUACGACUUACCCAACAGACUUAGACAACGCAACUCAUCCCACACACGAUGUACCGGAUCCGGAACCUGCAGCCAUAUUACUAUUCUGGAGAAUUGCAGGGAUAUUCCUCCCAGUGUGCCUUAUUUUCACUUUGUUUGUCUUUUGUAAGAGAAGAGACUCGAGAAGAAAAAAGAAGUGGAUGCCUAUGAAUAAGCGAACUUCUGGACUGGACCAGACGCCAAACCACACGUUUGUUGACGUCUUUGCGGAAAUCGCCCCAGAAGAUAGAGAUGUGGAAACUACUCCAUUCCUUGCCGACGGUCCCGUAGCCACCGGAGAGACUGUUGUGUUCAUUCAAGACACUGGAAACCAUUUAGAGUCAAAGGCAGAAACUGAAAAGCAUGGAAUAUCCACCGUCGUCCCGCAAAAAAAUGUCUCAGCAGAAUCAAAAUAUGUUCCUCAAGAACACACUCCAUGCUCUGUUGAUACCCAGAAAACAACCGAAAAGUCGGAACUUAUUUCGCCAAUUUCACCAGAAAUUUCAGUGUCUAAGACAGAAACAGAAAAUGAUUUGGAGAAAAGUACAGAAGACAUUCAGACAAAUGAGACCUCUGGCACUACAAGUGUUGAUGCAAAGAUAAACAAUUUGAGACUAUCAGAUACAGAUCUCGGGGAGACAAACUUAGAAACAGAAAAUCCUGGAAUCCCACAAAACAAGUCGGUGCCAGUGAAUACUGAUCACGAAGAGACAAAUUUAGAAACAGAAAAACAGAAAACACCCACCGACCCGCAAAAAAGUACGGUACCGGAAUCAACAGAUGUUCCUCAUAUAAGUAAUCGGUGCUCUGUUGAUACCCAGAAAACAACCGGAAAGUCGGUACUUAUUUCGCCAAUUUCACCAGAAAUUUCAGUGUCUAAGACAGAAACAGAAAAUGAUUUGGAGAAAAGUACAGAAGACAUUCAGACAGAUGAGACCUCUGGCACUACAAGUGUUGAUGCAAAGAUAAACAAUUUGAGACUAUCAGAUACAGAUCUCGAGGGGACAAACUUAGAAACAGAAAAUCCUGGAAUCCCACAAAACAAGUCGGUGCCAGUGAAUACUGAUCACGAAGAGACAAAUUUAGAAACAGAAAAACAGAAAACACCCACCGACCCGCAAAAUAGUACGGUACCGGAAUCAAAAGAUGUUCCUCAUAUAAGUAAUCGGUGCUCUGUUGAUAACCAAGAACAACCAAAAACGGGAUAUUUCCUAGGCCAAAGCCUCCAGGAGUUUCAAUUCUAAAUUAGAAAAUGAAUUGGAGGAAAGUGUAGAAAACGUUAAGACAGAUGAGUCCUCUGGUGCUAGAAGUGUUUACACAACGAUACCGUGUAUAGAUGAUGACUCCGAGGAAUAAACGAAAAAAAACUCGAACAUUGACAAUCACAAAUAGUGAAAUCGACAAUCACAACUCUAAGAUAUCGAUAAUCACAGAUUUUUUUACCGACAAUCACAAUUAUAGAUAUCGACAAUCGUAACUAUAGAUAUCGUCAAUUACAACUACAGAUAUCGACAAUAACAAUUACAUAUAUCGACAAUAACAAUUACAGAUAUCGACAAUCACAGUUACAUAUAUCGACAAUAACAAUUACAGAUAUCGACAAUAACAAUUACAGAUAUCGACAAUCACAGUUACAGAUAUAGACAAUAACAGUUACAUAUAUCGACAAUCACAGUUACAGAUAUCGACAAUAACAAUUACAGAUACAGACAAUAACAAUUACAGAUAUCGACAAUAACAAUUACAGAUAUAGACAAUUACAACUACAGAUAUCGACAGUCACAACUAUAGAUAUCGACAAUAACAGUUACAUAUAUCGACAAUCACCUUUGUCAGAUAUCUACAUAAACAACAAUAGAUAUCGACAAUCACAGUUACAUAUAUCGACAAUAACAAUUACAGAUAUAGACAAUAACAGUUACAGAUAUCGACAAUCACCUUUGUCAGAUAUCUACAUAAACAACAAUAGAUAUCGACAAUAACAAUUACAGAUAUCGACAAUAACAAUUACAGAUAUAGACAAUUACAACUAC